AUGCCUGCUAAUACAACCUCGAUCAAGCCUUCAAAGCACGUCUGUCCGGAUUGUGGACGUCCUUAUAAGGCUGCUGAGACGCUCAAUCGACAUCGAAAGAACCAUUCAGAGACAUCGCAGUACGCUUGUUCGAUUUGCGAUGCAGCGUUCAAACGGAAGGACCUCCUCGAUCGACAUGUUCAGAUUCACUCCGGUGGGAAGCCCGCGGCAAGUCGAAAUCGCAGCCAUCGCGCGUGCGAUCGAUGUUCGAGACUCAAGACGAGAUGUGACAAUUUGACGCCCUGUACGAGGUGUUCGAAGGGCAGUCAUGAAUGCAGUUACAAGCAGCUGCGAAGUAGGGCGCGUACCGAUCGAUCGUCAGCGAGCACCACCUCCUCAAUACACAGCAGUCCUCACAUGACGGCCGAGGAGCUCAGUAGCAUUGUGGGCACGCCUGAGGAGAUUAGCACGUUCGAUUCGAAUCAGUCGUGGGCUGGUAACGAUGGCAUGGUGGAUAGCCUCUGGUUGCAGGAUCCCGCGUGGGAGUGGCCUCCGAUGGUGCCAAACAUGUCGGCGAUGGAAUCUGAACCCAGCUCACUACGAUCGACUCUACUGCCUCACGUCAAAGACACCAUCGAGCCGACCUUCGCCUUGGACCCAGCGCUCCAUAUUGGCAAAACGCAAGCGCCCACCUCCUCGCCCAUACCCUCCGGCACCAUGUACGACGACGUGUCGUUUGACGGCAGCAACAGCAUGCCGUGGUACAUGUGCCAAAACACGCAUUUCGACAACAUACCAGUGAGCAACCACCAAAACCCCUCCACAUCCUCCUCAUCAGCGGCUGACCAUCCUCGCCGCGCGCCCAGAUCCCAGUCUACACCAACCCCAACAUCCAACACACCCACGCUGCUUGUUGGUGAAGCCGCGCGCAUCGCCCAAGAGACCACCAUCAGAGAACUCGUCGCGCUCUGCAUUACAACCUCCACAACCGGAACUCGUUCUGAACCCCCGAACAAAUGGUUCUGGCACGCCAUGUCCUCCAAACUCGAACUCGCCUUCAACCUCUCCGGCCCCAACCCCUCACGCGACGCAACCGUCUUCGAACACUUCACGUCGCUCUUCGAAAAAUUCUUCUUCGUCGUCGGGUUUCCCACCCCUUCCAACAAUUCUCCGCCGCACCUCCACCUCGUCAUGGCAGCGAUAGGAGCCGCAUACGCGGGCCCGAAAGCGGAGGCGUUCCAUGCGCGGGUCAUGGACGCGUUGAUCCCGGCGUUGGUCGAUGUGGCUCUGCAAGGAUCUUCUUCUUCAAUGACGAGAGAGGGCAUGUUCUACUUGGUGCAAAGUCUCGCGCUCCUACAGACCGCGAUGCUUUAUUUCGGGGACCGCGGGGCUUUAGAUGUCGCUGUGGGGAUGUCCAAACUCCUCGUCGGGAUGAGCAGACGCAUCUGCUUGUUCGACGAGGAGCAGGAGGGACAUGGGGCUUCGAUGACGGCGAGGUUAAAAGUUGCGUAUGGUGUGGCGAGGCUGGAUGCUUUGGUGGCUUGUUUGUUUGGGACGGAGAGGUUGUUGAUGGAGGGGGAGAGGGGUGGGAAGGGGAAGGAGGAUGUGAUUGAUAGGUUGUUGAGGAAGGCUGCUGGGAGUGCGGCGGUGAAGGUGGGUGUUUCGGAUGAUCAUUGGGAGGCGACGUGGAUGGGUUCGUCGCCUUGA
This is a messenger RNA of Zasmidium cellare ATCC 36951, 1686 nucleotides long. RefSeq lists its product as uncharacterized. The transcript has a single exon. The coding region runs from base 1 to 1686 and encodes 561 amino acids. Gene Ontology annotation, molecular function: DNA-binding transcription factor activity, RNA polymerase II-specific; zinc ion binding. NCBI's taxonomy places the organism in Eukaryota, Fungi, Ascomycota, Dothideomycetes, Mycosphaerellales, Mycosphaerellaceae. Gene Ontology annotation, biological process: regulation of DNA-templated transcription. The record is from RefSeq and is a predicted model, not a curated record.